This is a messenger RNA of Diorhabda sublineata, 1183 nucleotides long. It is a transcript of the gene Polr1C, whose product is annotated as DNA-directed RNA polymerases I and III subunit RPAC1. Gene Ontology annotation, molecular function: DNA binding; protein dimerization activity. NCBI's taxonomy places the organism in Eukaryota, Metazoa, Arthropoda, Insecta, Coleoptera, Chrysomelidae. The record is from RefSeq and is a predicted model, not a curated record. The transcript is spliced from 6 exons. Gene Ontology annotation, cellular component: RNA polymerase III complex; RNA polymerase I complex. Gene Ontology annotation, biological process: DNA-templated transcription. The coding region runs from base 128 to 1141 and encodes 337 amino acids.
AGUCACAGAACUUGUAGUUUCGGUGCUAGUCCGCGUAACUAAAAGAACGUAUAAAACUUGUAAACAUAACCACGUUUUUAUCUAGUGGUGUGUUAUUAAAGAAGAAAAUAUAUUUAAUUAGAAAAAUAUGAACUCUGUAAAUGACGAAAAACCUCGAAUAAUACUAGAGGAAUAUAAAACAUCUCGAAAUUUACCGAGUGAACCCACUGUUCUAAACGAACCGUUUUCUAUAAAGAAUUUCAAAAAAAAAUUUAGAAUAGUCAUAGUCCGAAAGGAAAACGACGAAUUGGAAUUUGAUUUAAUAGGAUUACAUCCGUAUUUAGCGAAUACGUUCAGGAGAAUAAUGUUAAGCGAAGUACCUAGUAUGGCGAUCGAAAAAGUUUUUAUACACAAUAAUACUUCUAUAAUUCAAGAUGAAGUUCUUGCACAUCGUUUAGGAUUGAUUCCUCUUAAAGCAGAUCCGAGAUUGUUUGAAUAUAAAGACGCUUCCUCUACAAACACGGAAAACGAUUCACUAGAAUUCGAGCUUAAAAUUAAAUGUAGUUAUAAUAAAGAAAGUAACAAAAAGGAAUCGUCGAGGGUUGAAGAUAUGUACAAAAAUAAUAACGUAUAUUCGAAACAUAUAAAAUGGAUACCGAUUGGAGAACAACAAAAAGAACGUUUCAAAGAAAUCGACGUCGGUCCAAUCGAUUCUGAUAUACUUAUAGCGAAAAUGAGACCAGGACAUGAAUUAGACAUUAAAAUGGUGGCUGUUAAAGGAAUUGGUAAAGACCACGCUAAAUUUUCACCUGUCGCUACGGCUUUCUACAGAAUGAUGCCCGAUAUAAAACUAAUCAAAGAAGUCACCGGCGAAUCCGCUUACAAACUUCAAAAUUGUUUCUCCCCAGGUGUUAUAACUGUAAAAGAAGAAGAAAACGGAAGAAAAAUUGCAGUGAUUAAUAACCCUCGGUAUGAUAUAGGCAGCAGAAACGUUUAUAGAUACGACGAUCUUAAAGAUGCCGUUAUUAUGACAAAAAUUCAAAAUCAUUUUAUAUUUACUAUCGAAUCUGUGGGUGCUUUGAAACCGGAAGACAUAUUUAAAGAAGCCGUUAAUUCAUUGAGGAGCAAAUGUGCUUCAUUAUUGGAAGAAUUAAAUUUAUAAUUUCAUUUUAUAUUUGAAAUAAAUGUUUUAAAUAUCAUAAAA